Messenger RNA from Pundamilia nyererei, 1236 nucleotides. RefSeq names its product C-type mannose receptor 2. NCBI's taxonomy places the organism in Eukaryota, Metazoa, Chordata, Actinopteri, Cichliformes, Cichlidae. The coding region runs from base 58 to 1158 and encodes 366 amino acids. The record is from RefSeq and is a predicted model, not a curated record. The transcript has 5 exons.
CUUCGAGGAAAGACGCCAAAUUAGACGAAGGACCGAACGACUAACCAGAUAUUAAAGAUGCAGUGGAGUCUCUUUCUGCUGAUUCUGAUGGGUCAGUGUUUCGUCUCCACCUGUUACCUGUAUGAGUACCACUUUAUUAGAGAAGACAAAACCUGGGAAGAAGCACAGAAAUACUGCAGAGAGAAUUAUGCAGACCUGGCCAGCGUGUUUGACAUGGCAGACAUGGUGAGACUGCGUGAAUCCAAAGAGUAUGAAGGUAAAGCCUGGAUUGGACUGUUCAGCAACCCAGGAAAAGAAAACAGGAUGUGGCAUUGGUCUCUGCCAGGGGUGAACUACACUGAACAUGAAACCAGAUGGGGAUCUUCUGAACCAGAUGAUCAAAAUCAAAAUGAGAACUGUGUGAAGACAAGAGGAAACUGGACACAAGCCAGAUGUGACCAAAUGAUGCCGUUCAUCUGCUACGAUGGAAAGAAGAGAGACGGUAAAUCGAUCCAUUUGAUUGAGGAGAAGAUAACCUGGACAAAGGCUCAGAACUACUGCAGAGAUCACUACACUGACCUGGCCAGUGGACUCGAUCAGGCGGAUGGGGAAGAAUUUAAGAUCCUGAAAAAGUCUCAGGAUGUGUGGAUCGGCCUGUUCAGAGACACCUGGAGGUGGUCAGAUGGAAGUAAUUUCUCUUUCAGGCACUGGGAUAUGGAGUCAUUUAAUGACGGACAAAACAAAAAGAAAUGUGCUGUGACUCUGUUAAACAGAUCAAGAAAAUGGAGCUCUGAUGAAUGCAACAAAAAAAAUCCUUUCUUCUGUUAUGAUGAUAAAUUGAUUCUGAUCAAUGAAAACAAGACCUGGGAGGAAGCCUUGGAUUACUGCAGACUGCACCACACUAACCUGGUCUCCAUCACUAACCCUCACCAACAGAGAUGGGUGGAGAGGAGAGCCAAGAAUGCCAGCAGUCCCUACAUAUGGGUGGGACUGCGCUACACCUGCGUGAUGGAUCUGUGGUUCUGGAUCAGUGACAAACUAGUCUGCUACGAGAACUGGGCUGAUAACGGAAAGAUUGAGGAGUGUGAUAGGUGUGCAGCUAUGGAAAGAGGAGGACGGUAUCAGUGGGUCAGUCAAAGAGAACAUGAGAAAUAUAACUUUAUUUGUUCUAAACAAUAAGUUUUAAACCUCUCUGACUCACUGCAGGUUAAUUGUUGCAGCAGAAAUAAUUUGCUUUUAUGAUUUUUAUCAAGCACU